This is a messenger RNA of Capra hircus (goat), 3571 nucleotides long. RefSeq names its product structural maintenance of chromosomes 1B (gene SMC1B). Gene Ontology annotation, biological process: sister chromatid cohesion. The record is from RefSeq and is a predicted model, not a curated record. The transcript is spliced from 23 exons. Lineage: Eukaryota; Metazoa; Chordata; Mammalia; Artiodactyla; Bovidae. Gene Ontology annotation, cellular component: chromosome; nucleus; cohesin complex. Gene Ontology annotation, molecular function: DNA binding; ATP binding; ATP hydrolysis activity. The coding region runs from base 53 to 3538 and encodes 1161 amino acids.
CGCUUUUCCCGCCAGCGUGUGAGAACGCAGCUGAGGCGCGGAGGGCGCAGCCAUGAGCCGUUUGGAAGUGCUGCUUGUGGAGAACUUUAAGUCGUGGCGGGGCCGCCAGGUCAUAGGCCCCUUCAAGAGGUUCACCUGCAUCAUCGGCCCCAACGGCUCUGGGAAAUCUAAUGUAAUGGAUGCACUUAGUUUUGUAAUGGGAGAAAAAAUAGCUAAUUUAAGAGUGAAAAAUAUUCAAGAACUCAUUCAUGGAGCACACAUUGGAAAACCUGUUUCUUCUUCUGCAAGUGUAAAAAUUGUAUAUUUGGAAGAAAGUGGAGAAGAGAAGACAUUUGCAAGGACUAUCCGAGGAGGAUGCUCAGAAUAUCAUUUUAAUGAUAAUCCUGUGAGUCGUUCUGCUUAUAUCACAGAGCUGGAAAAGAUAGGCAUAAUAGUCAAAGCACGGAACUGUCUAGUUUUUCAGGGAACUGUGGAAUCAAUUUCAAUGAAAAAACCCAAAGAAAGAACCCAGUUUUUUGAGGAAAUCAGCACUUCAGGAGAGCUUAUAGGAGAAUAUGAGGAAAAGAAAAGAAAGUUACAGAAAGCAGAAGAAGAUGCACAGUUUAAUUUUAAUAAGAAAAAAAAUGUAGCUGCAGAGCGCAAACAUGCAAAAUUAGAGAAAGAAGAGGCAGACCGUUACCAGAAUCUCCUUGAAGAACUGAAAAUUAACAAGAUACAACUGCAGCUUUUCCGACUGUAUCACAAUGAGAAAAAAAUUAAUUUUUUGUACACUGAGUUGGAGCGUGUGAAUAAGAAUUUGAGUGUCACAAAAGAGUCUCUUUCUCAUCAUGAAAACAUAGUUAAAGCCAAGAAAAAGGAACAUGGAAUGCUGAGCAGACAACUGCAACAAACAGAAAAAGAAUUAAAAUCUCUUGAAGCGCUGUUAAAUCAGAAGAGACCUCAAUACAUUAAAGCUAAAGAAAACACUUCUCACCACCUCAAAAAAUUAGAUAUGGCUAAAAAAUCAAUAAAAGACAGUGAAAAACAAUGUUCUAAACAGGAAGAUGACAUAAAAGCCUUAGAGACAGAGCUCGCUGAUUUAGAUGGUGCAUGGAGAAGUUUUGAAAAGCAGAUUGAGGAAGAAAUGUUACAUAAAGGGCGAGACAUUGAACUAGAAGCUGGUCAGCUGGUUCAAUAUAAAGAACUUAAGGAACAGGUAAGAAAAAAAGUGGCUAUAAUGACCCAACAGUUGGAAAAGCUUCAGUGGGAACAGAGGUCUGAUGAAGAAAGAUGGGCAUUUGAAAAGAGGAGACAUGGGGAAGUUCAGGAAAAUAUAAAACACAUAAAGGAACAAAUAGAAGAUCAUAAAAAGCGAAUAGAGAAGUUGGAGGAGUAUACAAAAACAUGCAUGAAUUGCUUGAAAGAAAAAAAAGAGCAAGAGGAAAACUUAGUGAAUGAAAUAGAAAAAACAAAAUUAAGAAUGUCUGAAGUUAAUGAAGAAUUGAAUCUUAUUAGAAGUGAAUUGCAGAAUGCUGGACUUGAUACCCAUGAAGGAAAACGUCAGCAAAAGAGAGCAGAGAUUCUGGAACACCUUAAGAGACUUUACCCAGAUUCAGUGUUUGGAAGACUUCUUGACCUGUGUCAUCCUAUUCAUAAGAAAUACCAGCUGGCUGUUACUAAACUUUUUGGUCGGUACAUGGUUGCCAUUGUUGUAGCCUCUGAAAAGGUAGCAAAAGAUUGUAUUCGAUUUCUGAAGGAGGAAAGAGCUGAACCUGAGACGUUCCUUGCACUAGAUUACCUUGAUAUUAAACCAAUCAAUGAAAGAUUAAGGGAGAUUAAAGGCUGUAAAAUGAUGAUUGAUGUCAUAAAGACUCAGUUUCCUCAGCUGAAGAAAGUAAUUCAGUUUGUGUGUGGAAAUGGCCUUGUCUGUGAGACUCUGGAAGAAGCAAGGCAUAUUGCCUUCGCUGGACCUGAAAGACGGAAAACAGUAGCUCUUGAUGGAACAUUAUUUUUAAAAUCUGGAGUGAUCUCUGGAGGGUCAAGUGACUUAAAAUCCAAGGCUAGAUGCUGGGAUGAGAAAGAGUUAAAGAAUUUAAGAGACAGGAGAACCCAGCUAAUCCAAGAAUUAAAGGAUUUAAUGAAGAUAGUGCGCAAGGAAGCAGAUUUGAAGCAAAUACAGGCUCUAAUACAAGGAACUACUACACGACUCAAAUAUGCACAAAGUGAACUAGAAAUCAUUAAGAAGAAGCACCUUGCUGCUUUUUACCGGGAACAGUCUCAGCUACAAAGUGAACUACUAAAUAUUGAAUCUCAGUGUGCCAUGUUGAGUGAAGGAAUCAAAGAACGACAACAAAGAAUUAAAGAAUCUCAACGAAAGAUAGAUAAGGUUGAAGAUGAUAUUUUUCAACACUUCUGUGAAGAAAUUGGUGUAGAAAAUAUUCGUGAAUUUGAGAACAAGCAUAUUAAACAGCAACAGGAAGCAGAUCAAAAAAGAUUAGAAUUUGAGAAACAAAAAACUCGGCUUAAUAUUCAACUUGAAUAUAGUCGCAGUCAUCUGAAGAAGAAACUGAAUAAGAUUAACACAUUAAAGGAAACAAUCCAGAAAGGGAGAGAAGACACUGAUAACCUGAAGAAGGUUGAAGAAAAUUGUCUGAAAAUUGUGGAUGAACUCAUGGAAAAACAGCAGCAACUUAAGGAUGAAUUUGUCACUCAGAAUACCAAUGUUGAGAAAGUCCAAGCUCAAAUUGAAGAGGAACGAAAGAAGUUUUUGGCCAUUGAUAGGGAAGUGGGAAAAUGGCAAAAAGAAGUUGUGAUCCUUCAGAGUUCUCUGGAACAGAGUCGGUUAGAGAAGCAUAACUUGUUGCUUGACUGCAAAGUUCAAGACAUUGAAAUAGUUCUUUUGUUGGGGUCGCUGGAUGACAUCAUUGAAGUGGAGUUGGGAACUGAAGCAGAAGGUACCCAGGCAACCACUGAUAUAUACGAGAAAGAAGCAGCCAUUGAGGUGGACUACAGCUCUCUCAGAGAGGAUUUGAAGGCUCUCCAAUCUGAUAAAGAAAUUGAGGCCCAGCUUAGACUCCUGCUACAACAAGUAGCUUCCCAAGAAGAUAUCCUGUUGAAGACAGCGGCCCCAAACCUAAGAGCCAUGGAGAACCUGAAGACUGUCAGAGACAAGUUUCAGGAGUCCAUAGAUGCUUUUGAGGCCAGCAGAAAGGAAGCCAGAAUAUGUAGGCAAGAGUUUGAACAGGUGAAAAAAAGGAGAUACGAUCUUUUCAACCAGUGUUUUGAGCACGUCUCAAUCUCAAUCGAUCAAAUCUACAAGAAGCUCUGCAGAAACAACAGUGCCCAAGUGUCAAGUUAUAUUAAAGAGCAAACUCAGGAACAGUUUCAGAUGAUAAUCAUUUCCCUCAAAGAGGAGUUCUAUUCCAAAGCUGAUGCACUGAUAGGCAUCUAUCCAGAGCACGACGAGUGCAUGUUCAGCCGAGUUUUGACCCUAGAUCUUUCUCAGUAUCCAGAUACUGAAGGCAGAGAAGGCAGCAGGAGACAGCGCAAGCCCCACUAGGGCCUCGAGUGCCCUCGAGCCGGGAGCAGUCAC